Messenger RNA from Polyodon spathula (Mississippi paddlefish), 7309 nucleotides. RefSeq names its product focadhesin (gene focad). Gene Ontology annotation, biological process: regulation of post-transcriptional gene silencing. The transcript has 44 exons. The record is from RefSeq and is a predicted model, not a curated record. Bases 92 to 5506 code for a protein of 1804 amino acids. Lineage: Eukaryota; Metazoa; Chordata; Actinopteri; Acipenseriformes; Polyodontidae.
CAUCCAUGCACAGUUUCUGCAGCGUCAAUCCUGAAGUUUUGUGACUUGCUUACCGGAUGCCGCAAUAUUGUUCUUAAAAUGAUCCACUAAGAUGUCUGAAGAUUUAAAGAAAAGAUUGGAAUUCCCUAAUUCUCUUAUUCAGGCCCAGGCCGUGAGGAGUUUAACCACUGCAGUGCUGAAAGAAAAAUGUUUGAGUGAGAAGAUCACACAGUCCUCUGAGCAGACCCCUGCGUUGGAGCUGCUAUGGGAGAAGUGCUGCGGUGACAAUGUGGUGGUGCGGGCUGCAUGCUGUGACGCUUUAGUGGUGCUUGUGGCCCAGGACCAUGCAGACCAUCAAUAUGUGCUCAACAACAUCCUGAAUCUCAUUCCAUCUGCCAGGAAUGUCCAGGGUUUAAUUAAUGUGAUUGGGAAGUUACUGCACAUGCAGGCUGUAGACUUAUCAGAGACUGGAAAAGAGAAAUACUCCUGCCCAUUUACAAUAAGGAACCCUCCACAUCCAUAUAUUUCUGUACUGGAAAACAGGCCUGACUGCUGGCCAGCCAUUCUGCAGCAGAUUGCAGCUGAUAUUCAGCAGUGCAGGGAAGAGAGAGAGAUAGCCUGUGUUUCUAUGCUGGCGCCCUUUCUCAGGUACCUGUACUGCGAGACCUCACCCUUACCAGAACAUGCUAAGCUGAGGCAGAGUCUCCUCAAAGCCCUGCUACCUUCAUUUGAGACUAUGGAGGAAAGAGAGGAGCCUUCUGCAGUCGACCAGCAAGUACUCCAACUGCUGUUUGAUCUGGUCCCACAUUUUCAGGUAAACAAUGUGACGCAGGUCGUGGAGUCUGCCAUGUUCCUUAAAGAACUCUCCUGGAGUUUUCUGGCGCACGCUGGGUUUUGGAGGAAGGAGCUGUGCCAGCUGUCGCUCCAGCUGCUAUGUGCCUGCGAGCUUAGCCUAAGGAUCACAGGGGAGUGCUCUGCUUUGAUUGAACUCAUUGAGCGAAAUAUAGACGCCCUUUCAGAGGACUUCGCGUCAUCACAGGUCAUAGUUGGACUGAGUUUACUCUUGCUGCAGGCUCCAGCAAACCAACAAACUCCUAUUCUCAAACUCGCUUUAAAGAUCAUUGCCCCUUCAGAGACACAGCAGUUACCUGCAGCUGCUCCCAUUCUGGUGAUGCCGUUACUGCAGAUCAUAUCGAGUGCAGCUGUCAUGGAGGUUUUGUCAGACAGUCAGAUUAGCACCUCCAAUCAGCAUCUGGCACUCGCUCUCCUGCAUACCGUUCAAGGACAAGAUGAAGGAAGAAAAGAGGACCCUCUACAGCUUUCAUUCCCAAUAAGUAGCUGGUACAGCAACACAUUCAUUACCUGGAACAUACUGGAUAGACUGAGCCAAGACCGAACCGCAGCUUGUGACUGGCUACAGUCUGUCCAGUCAACACUGCCUUAUAACGAAAGAGUCCCUGAACAUGUCACGCUGCUCGUUGCCUUCUUCAUUGCUAGAAAACACGGAGAAUGUUUUGAAAUUGCUUUGAAAACAGCUGCUGAAUUGGCCAGAGCGGACCCGUCCCAGGUUCCCAGUCUUGUUCCUGUUCUUAUGUUCAAGUUGGGAAAGCUUUCAGACCCAGUCUUAUCUCAUGCUGUAUUGUACACACUACCUGCUUUGGGAACACACAAGUUUUGCGUUUCCCAGAUACUGCGCGCCUUACAGGUGCUGGGGAGCACACCCAAACUGAGAGCUGUGGUGCUGCGUCUCAUGACCUCACUGUGGGAGAUGCAGGACCGUGUGUAUCCAGAGCUGCAGAAGUUCAUCGGUAUGCUUGACAAGCCAUCCAUGUCACUGGGAAAGGAGGACCAGUGGGAGCAGAUUUUAGCCAAAGCUGCCUCUAUUCGGGAUAUCUGUAAGCAAAGGCCUUACCAACAUGGUGGCGACAUGCUGGCUGCAAUUUCCCAGGUACUAAAUCAAUGCACUAAGCCUGACCAGGCCACCCCUUCAGCUCUCGUUCUUCAAGGGCUGCAUGAGCUCUGUCGAGCAGAGGUUGUUGACAUUCGCUCGACGUGGAACGCCUUAUCUCCCAAGCUGAGCUGUGAUUCUCGCCCACUUGUAGUUAAAGCGCUGACAGAACUGUUUUCCUUGAUUCCUGUGCUAGCUGUGAAGACUGAGGAGUAUGAGAAAUUUAAAGUCCAGGUUGUCAGCAUCCUCUGGAGCUAUGCUCAGAGUAAGGAUCCUGUGGUAGCAAGCAGUGGCUACAAAGCUCUUUCUGAAUUCAGUGCUGAAGAACAUAUAAUACUUCAUCUUCCAGAGCAGGCCAGACCAGAGGUCAAGAAACCUGAAGCCGACGAAGAAAUUAAUGAAGAUGAGGAGGAGAAGGAAGAAGAUCUUUCUGUACCAGGCAUGUCCUACAUCAAACUCCUCGCACUAACACCUCCUGCUGUUUUCAGUGCACUUCAAGACUUUUUGGCAUCUCUCAUGAAGCAGGAGAUGGUUGCAAUGCCUCGCGGAGUGUACCACUCGGCUCUCAAAGGUGGAGCCUUGCGCACUGACCAGGGGAAGGCUGUAGCAGGGAUUCCAGGGUUCUUGCUAAAAACCUAUGAAAAGAACAGGCAGCCAGGGCUGAAACCUGGACUUGCAGCUGGAUUGUUGCUCUGCUAUGAUCUUCCCAUUCAGACUGACAGGGAUGGAAGGCCCAUCAAUCGAUUUCUUGUCAGCAGGGGACGCAGCUAUCAGCAGAUGCUGACAGCUCUUAUUCAUGAGGUGAACAUCCAACCAUCCGAAUGGCACCGGUCAAUCCUCUUGCCGCAGGGUUGGCGUGGGUUCAUGGGCAGGGCGUACCAUGCUCUGUUACAGGGUAGACAAGCAGAGCUUGAGAUGCAGCAAAGACAUGGCAAAGAAAGUCCUGAGGACAUCCAAUACAAACAAUUUACAGCUUGGCUCUGGGUCAGAGACCAACUCACCGAUGCAGUGAAAUCAGCAGCUAAGGACAGCCCAGUUAUGCAAGGAAACUCAAUAUUAGCUCUUACUGGGCUUGCUGUUGCCGUAGCCAAGUAUGAGAACAGCCUUCCGUCAGAUGUUGAGAGCACACAAGAGAUUGGUGCCGAAGUGUUGGCAACUAAGCACUGGCUUGUCAUGGUUCUAGACACACUGCUGAGUAUUGUUGACAGUUGCUAUCACCCCAAGGGCCGUGUUUUCCCCUGGUUCCAACAUAAAUCGUACUCUGGAGAGAACACAGCCAGUGCCAUUGCUCGCUCCUGCGCUGCCCUGGCUUUGUCUCUGAUGGUGCCACUGUUGAUCACAUCCCACAAGGAGAGCAUUAAGGAGAUCCUAAACACACUCAUGGCAGGGUUGCCAGGGAAACCACAUGCAGACGAGUCCCAGGCUGUGCAGUUCCACACAGGUCUCGCUUUGGGAAUGUUUCUCUCCAGUUUAUACGAGGAGCGUGUCAGUGAUGUCUCUGAUCAGAAAAUGAAUUUGCUCCUGAUGAAGUCACUGGAUGCGCUGGAGGGUUGCUGUUUUGACACCAGUUUGGAGUACAACACUGGAUGCAUCUUGGGAGUUGGUCUUGUGCUUUCCUUGAUGAGCCACGGCAGUCAGACUGAGUCCCGUGUGCAUGUAGCUGUGACCUUGGACAAGUUACUUGACAGCCUGAAGGAGAGCAGCAACCAGGGCAGGAUGCUGCAAGAGGUUUUGGCCUAUUCAGUCACUUGUGUCAGCGUGUCUGCCUUCAGCGUUGGCAUCAUCGAGGCCAACAAAGCAGAAGAAGUUAUGAAUAAGCUUAGAGCCCUGACAGAACAAAGUCAACAGACCCCGGGGUUUGCAUUGGCUUUAGGUAUAACUGUUCAUGGGUUAUCAGCCUGUGGGCAUGGUAAAGCUGAAGACUUUUAUGCUCGACUUCUGCCUGCCUGGAUAAAAAUCUUACUGACUGAGGGAUGUCCCACAAUGCAACGUCUGGCGGCUGUGAAUGGUUUGGUUGCUCUGGUGGGAUCUGAAAGUUCCCUUAUCCAGCUGAAGUCUGAUGCUGUACAGGCCACCCAGCAUCAAAGCCGGCUUAAUGAGGUCAUCAGAUCAAUAACCCAGAUUAUAAGUUUCUCAGGUGCAAUUGGACUGCAGUCGAAUGCCUCCUGUCUCAUAGGACAUGUCCAUCUUGCAAACUUGUCAUCAAGUCAAAGCAGGACUUCAGUUCCUCCAGAUUUUGGGUACUUGUCUGAGAAGAGUGUCAUCAAGGCUGCUGUGGAUUACAUCAUCGAAGCUGGAAAGAAAGGUCCUGAGUCCAUCCCCCCGGAGCUGGUGAAGGUGGCUCUGGAGCCUGUUGCUUCAGUGGGCAGCAGUUUCCAGUAUCCACCUGUCAACUGGGCUGCCAUUCUGUCUCCCUUGAUGAGGCUUAACUUUGGUGAAGACAUCCAGCAACACUGCAUUGAGCUAGCUGUGAGCCAAUCCCAGUCAUCCCAGAGUGCCUCUAUGUUUCUAGGAAUGUGGCUGGCACCACCUCUUGUUUACAGUGUCAGUCUAAAGACAAGAGGCUACCUUUACCAGUCUUUUUCCCUUUGGAUGAAACACGUCCCUGAUGACAAACUGCAGUCAUAUGUGGAGGCGUUGGCAGUUCAGCACUUCACAGCAGAGAACAGGCUGCAGUACCCAGGCCUGUGCCUGUCAGUCCUGGAAGGGCUUGUCCAAGCCGCAAAGCUGCCCAACCCAGCGCAGUACUGCUGGGGCAUACUCUGCAACACCACAGAAAAAAUCUUCCAGCUGCUACCAAAUGAAAUUCAGGACAGUGAAGUCGGUCUCUAUUUGGAAAUUGCUAAAUGCCUGUCGGAGAUGGCAGACACUGAAAUUGACAGAAUAACUCAAGUCACCAAGGAUAACCUUAUGAAGACAUCCCUCAUCAGGGCCUACCUGGUCUCUCAGGGCAGAGUCCCACUGCUGUGUUUGAAUGAUGUCAUUGCUGCUGCCUUGGGUGAUAGCCAGAAAGAGUCAGUCUGCUGGAUGUUGCUACAGAGUUUUUAUCAGGCACGCCUUGCAGCCAACCCAAAUACAGGAGUUCUAAACAGAAUGGAAUGGCUUUUAGAAUUAAUGGGCCAUAUCAGAAAUGUUGCUUAUCGAUCAACCCCUGUGGAGCAUGAAGAUAUCAAGCAGGCAACAGAUUUCCUUCUUCAGAUAUUUUCUGCUGCUGUUGUGUCAUGGGCUGACCAUACCUCACCUUUGCUUCUUGGAGUCAGUGCCAAGUGGUUGUUAAGGAAACAAGAAACUGCAUGUACCAACAGCCCCAAAGCUGUUUUUAGCAAACACUCAGCUGAUGCACUUUCGGUGCAGCAUUGCUUAACAGUUCUUCCAUACAGCAUUCAACUUUUGCUGGCUAAGGAACCUUGGAAAGGCCAAACCCAAAAGUUUAUAGACUGGUUCAUUGGAAUAAUGGAAGGUCCUAAAGACGGUCUGUCAGAAACGUCUAUUAAAACUGUAAAAGCUGCUCUUUUAGCCUUAAGGUUUCUCCCCGAGUUCAAAAAGAAAGCAGUGUGGACCAGGGCUUACGGCUGGUAGCUGUGCAGUCCUACUCCAAUUACCUAGGAUUGGGUAACAAUCCCGGAAGCUUACAAUCCCCAUGAGAGAGAAUAUACUGAACGCUGUGCCGCUCGCAUGCAUAUUCUUUGGUGACCUAAAGCAUCUUGGGUGUUUUAAAAGAUUGAUCCAGGGGUUAAGAUGUGUGUGGGUUCUGGGCUAAGGUCUAAUUGCUUGUAUUUUGUUUGUUAAACAACAUUAAAAACAGGCCAAUGUUCAGAAAAUGAAUUUUACAAAUAUUGCAGAUUUAGGCUCAUAUGCCACCAGGUGAUUGAAAACAUAACUCAGUUGCACCUUCUGCAGCCUCACUAUAAUUUGUACUUGAAAACUGUCAUUCAGUUGUUACGAUUAUGUAUAUGUUUUGUGAUGUUCAAGGGGGUACCACGGGGGAGGUGUCGAUUAGUGAAUUGGUGCCCAGCAUAUACAGAUGUGUAUGUACAUUCUGAAACUGAUAGUUAUUUAGAAGUAGUGAAAGAAAGGUAAACCUCUAUCUGCCAUGCAUUUUGUAUUUGAUACUAUAAUGUAUAUUGUGAUGUUGCUGUCCAAGUGAUUGUAGUUAACGAAAUAAUUCCAUAAAUUACCUGCUGUGCACUUCCAUUUGUUAUAUUGGUCAGUUUUGAAAGAAACACGUUACAUUUAACAUGUGUUUUUAUCUUAAAGCAUGAUAUCUGGCACUGCUCUAGGUCAAAGAAAUCUCUGUUUGCAACCCGAGCUUUCAGAAAUCGUCCCCUAAUUACCACCUGCUUCCCCUACUGACUAACAUGCUUUCAUUAAAAUCUUUGUGAAAUUAGGACAGACAAACGGGACAGAUUUUCCAAGGUAUGGAAACCAAGAACUUUCUUUAACCUAAUGUAAUAUCAUGUUUUAAAAUGAAAAUAUAAGUUUACUAUAACAUGUGUCUCUUAAAGUGCACAACCGGGGCCUAUUUCUGCCAGCUACCGAUCACUUUAGUUUGACUGCAGUACCAAAUCUUUUCCCCCAGUUACUUGCAGGUAGAGGAAAUCAUUGUUUACAAGCUAGGGUAAAUGUUCAUUUGUUUAACAAAGCUUAAUGCCAGUGUUUUGACAAUGGUGAGUUAUGAAUGUAAAGCAUGCACUGUUAGUAAUGUACCCAUCAUGUAUUUGACAAUCAUAUGUAUUCUUAUACACACUGCUUUAAAAAAUAAAAUAAAUUCUGUGAUUUAGAGCAUGUAUAGACAAUUCACUGAGUAGUGUGGCGCGUCUCUAGUGGUUGAUGGAGGGAGGGAGGGAGGGUAAAGAAAAUUGCUAAUCUUUUACUCAGUCUUCUACUGUAUCUGGCUGCAGAUAUGUUGUUCAUCUCCUUUUAUUAAAAACUCCACCCAGUUAUUUUUACUGUUUAUCACAUGCCAAAAGAUAAUAGCGUAACUAGAAAUCAUAAUAAAUCAACAUCAUAAUAAAGGCCAGGUCUUGUGAUUCAUUCACUAUAAAAUGUGCUAUCUGAAAUUGAAAAAGGUUUGAUUAAAAUAUUUAUUGAAAAAAACAAGUAUGAUAUUUUGUCACCCAUACUGGACUGUGACACUGGUAUCAAAAACAUAAUUGAGUAAAUUCAAGUUCACAAAACAAAAAUCAUGUUUUACUUAUACAGACAUUCAGAUAAUAAGGUUUAUAAAUAAUGAUUUGAAUUGAACAGGUCAAACCAAACCAACAUCAUGUCGCUGUUAUGACCAUAAUUAGGCUGAAGGUAAGUAAAUGUAUAAAGUUAUAACAUAUAUAUAUAUAUAUAUAUAUAUAUAUAUAUAUAUAUAUAUAUAUAUAUAUAUAUAUA